UUUCUUAAUUUUCAACAGCAGAAUGAGAAGGAAGCUUCAUUUUUCAAAUUAAGACGGUGGUGGAAGGGUGUGAAUAUAUUUGAGAAAGCGUAUAUAUUUCUUCCCAUACAUGAAAGUCAUCACUGGAGCUUGGUAAUAAUUUGCAUACCAGAUAAAGAAGACCAAUUGGGGCCAAUCAUUCUUCACUUGGAUUCAUUGAGGCUCCACAGCAGCAGCUCUCUUUUUGGUACUAUGAAAAAAUUUUUGAUAGAAGAAUGGAAAUUCUUGAGACAAGGAGUAGUGGCAGAUUAUCCUUUUGCAGACAAAAUAUGGGAAAAUCUUCCACAAAGAAUAGAUGAUAACAUUAUUCCGGUCCCACAACAAGGAAAUGAUUAUGACUGUGGACUCUUUGUGCUAUUCUUUAUGGAACGAUUCAUCGCUGAAGUUCAUGAAAGACUUAAAAAGAAGGAUCUGACAAUGUUUGGAAGAAAGUGGUUUAAACCUGAAGAAGCAUCUCGUAUGAGGCGGAUAAUUCGUGACAUACUUGAGGAAAAAUUCAAGAAUCCAAGUGACAAAUAGUGUUUCUUGGUCACCUUUUUUUACAACAUACUCAGAUAAUCCCAAAGUGUUUCUUGGUCACCUACCAUCCGUAAAUAACUGCUGCUGCUGCUGUUGACAAGCAAUUCUUUAUCAAUGGAGCAACUGCUUAUUAGCAACAUUCCUGAUGUUGGGCUCAAUAGUAGAUAUUGUAGUUACUCAUAUACCCUAGAAAUUUACAUGAGAUUCUAGAAUCUCUCUAUAUACUCUGCCUAGGAAGGUUUCUCCCAAAAUGUAGGAAGAUUGGCAGAUAACAUCACGGAGAGCUUCGUUUGGUUGGAUAAGUUCAUAUCGACCAUUUUCUUUCAAAAGCAGAAGCUGGACCAAGUACAUUUGGCAUGGUAAUAGGACUUAGGUGGUCUCUGCAGAUCAACAUCUUUUGGUCUUUCCCUUCCAUUAGUA
Molecule: messenger RNA, 978 nt
Organism: Solanum verrucosum
Lineage: Eukaryota; Viridiplantae; Streptophyta; Magnoliopsida; Solanales; Solanaceae
Product: ubiquitin-like-specific protease 1D
Exons: 5
Coding region: 232-558 (108 amino acids)
Biological process (GO): proteolysis
Molecular function (GO): cysteine-type peptidase activity
Source: RefSeq, a predicted model, not a curated record